CAUGACGCAUCUCUUUACUUUCUUUUACUUCUAAUUUGUUUAAUUGAGUUUCUCUUUCUGCAUACUUUGUUUCGUUCGUCCUUCAGAAAAAAAGAUUUUAAGGUUGAUUUGGGCAUAUCUUUUUACCAUGGGUUUCUCGCUUCUCUAUCUGUCAUCAUUGUGUCGGAAUUGGGCGACAAAACCUGGUUCAUAGCCGUAAUUAUGGCAAUGCGGCAUUCGAGGCUUACCGUGUUCUCUGGAGCUAUGGCAGCACUUGCGCUGAUGACUGUUCUCUCAGCUUGUCUCGGAUGGGUAACACAGCUGAUUCCACGUAAGGUGACAUACUAUGUGUCCACUGCACUUUUUGCACUUUUCGGGCUGAAAAUGCUCCACGAAGGUUACCAUAUGUCAGCCAGUGAAGGACAGGAGGAGUUUGAGGAGGCACAAGCAGAGGUGGCAAAACGAGAGAUGGAUUUGGAUGCCGGAAAAUUUAUAGAUAUGGAGGCUGGUAAUGCUGGACGUACUAGUUCUUCGUCUGCAUGGCUAAUUUUCUCAUUUGCAUCCCGAAUUUUUAUCGAAGCUUUCACAAUGACAUUCGUUGCCGAAUGGGGAGACCGUUCUCAAUUGACAACUAUCAUUCUCGCUGCACGGGAGAAUAUAGGGGGUGUGAUCAGCGGAGGCAUACUCGGUCAUGCUUUUUGCACAGGAAUAGCUGUAGUUGGAGGCAAAUUAGUAGCACAGCGAAUCUCUGUACGAACAGUCACGCUCGUCGGAGGUGUUGUUUUCUUAAUAUUUGCUCUAUCGUCACUAUUCAUCAGUGAUCCUGAUGAGUCAUUAUUACGGGUCGAAUAG
Molecule: messenger RNA, 831 nt
Organism: Haemonchus placei
Lineage: Eukaryota; Metazoa; Nematoda; Chromadorea; Rhabditida; Trichostrongylidae
Source: the annotation of a GenBank genome assembly